Messenger RNA from Anastrepha obliqua, 8261 nucleotides. Its product is annotated as serine-rich adhesin for platelets-like. Gene Ontology annotation, molecular function: calcium ion binding. The record is from RefSeq and is a predicted model, not a curated record. The transcript has 12 exons. Lineage: Eukaryota; Metazoa; Arthropoda; Insecta; Diptera; Tephritidae. Bases 1153 to 7119 code for a protein of 1988 amino acids. Gene Ontology annotation, biological process: establishment or maintenance of epithelial cell apical/basal polarity; heterophilic cell-cell adhesion. Gene Ontology annotation, cellular component: protein-containing complex; plasma membrane.
GAGCAGUCGUGUUACAGCGGGUACUACACGUCGUAUGAUAAACGUGUGAUUUUGCUGUGAAUGAAUUUUAUCCUAUUUAAAAUGUUUAAAACAAUACGAGUGAUUUUCUUAAAGGAUUUUACUAAAAUGUAAAAAAGUGUAAGAAAGGAAAUUUAUUUAAAUAUAAGAAAAAUAAAGAGAAAUUAUUUGGAUAACUGUCAUUGUGCACGUCCGCAGACGCAUUACCGACAACUUUAGUUUUACCGUUGCGCAACUUCUUUUUACUUAUUCAUGCGCUCAUAGCUGUUAAGUAGACGAACGCCAAUUGAACGCACACACAUACAUACAUACACAAGUGUUUGUAUGAUAUGGAGCAGUGAGCCUAGUAAUAAAUGCCUAAGUGUACGCAUACAAACAAAUAUGUACGGGUGCAUAUACAUACUUAUAUAACUAGCUAGUUGAAUGCAUGCAGACAUCCUUCGAACUACGCCAUACACAUGCACGCGUAUGUAUGCGAUAGUGCAUAAAUCACAGUAAACGCUUUGAAGUACAAAGCGUUAAACAUAAAGCACAAGUAAGUGAGUGGGUGGCAAAGUGUAAAGUGAAGACAAAGCAGAUUAAAGUGAACGCUAUUGUGAAAGCAUUGAAAGCGAGCGUUUACGUCAAACAUCAAGCAGCUUUACAUAAAUCAUGAACCGGUGCGUGUUGCUAUUGAAUAUUUAAAAACAUUUGUGUAAAUGAUAAAAAAAACAGAGUACGCAGAGGGCCAAAACGUGUAGCACGAGAUGAUAUGGUGGAGUGGUGAAAGCAUCGGCCAGCUAUAAAGCAAUGUCAUGCCAAAAUUUAAUGGCAAAAAGGUAUGGUGCACAAGUGCAGGUAGCAAAUACAGUAUUUAAAUCGAGCACAACAACAAAACUUUUACAAAUAACUGAUGCAACAAAAAGCGCUUUAAUAUUUGGCGAAGCAAAGGAAAACGAAAACGUUAUUGCAUUUGGUAGAGGCUAAAGGACACUCCGGGUGAGUGAGGCGCAUUGGACGCCAACUACGCAACGUCUAGCGGAAACAGAGGAAUAACAGGAAGUGUGAGGAAAACAGGAAACGCUGAAAUAGCAAAAGCAGCAGCAAUAGAAACCCGAAAAUAAGAGAUAAAAAUACAACCGAAAUUCACCGGAAAUGUUUACAAAAAUGCAAAAAUUUUGCAUUUUAGCAUUUCUAAUUGCGCCAGUGUUGGUGUUUGCUGAUGCAAAUGGUUUCGUGGAGCCAGAGUCACUGCAUGCGACAGGGCCAACGACGACACCAGCGAUGGUGGGAGCGACGAUGAGUGUUGCCGCGCAGGCUAUGGAGGACAUGCGGCAAAGCGUUGAAGCAAAAACUGCGCAGCAGCGAAUGGUGGCAGCGGCGGCGGUAACCCAAACACUGGCAGCCACCACAACAGCAACAAUCGCUACAACCGUGACAUUAGCAUCUUCAAAUGCGCCUGCAACAUUAACUACAACAAACGACGAGGACGAACUGGUUUUGAGCACCGCAACACCAACAAUAGCAGCAGCUGCGUUAGUAGCCACGGAUGAACAAGCAAAGCAGCAGCAAAUACAAGAAAAACAACGGCACCAACAAGCACAAAAGGGUGAAGGAAUUGUUGCAAAAAAGCAAGUGGUCCCUUUUAUCGCAAAUAAUGCUACGGAAGAGCCAACAACAACAAUGCCAACCAAAAUUAAUGCAGCGGUGGUAGAGAAAGGCGCUAUUCCACGCACACCCGCCACAUCAACUGCCAGUGCAACAGCAGGCAGUCCGGCAAGCGAAAUUACGGAAGUGCCAGCUGUGAAUUUUGAGAGUAAAUCACGUGCGAAUACACUUCCGCCAGGCAAUGGUGCAGCGAGCAGCUACAGAGGAGUGGCCAUGCCGAAGGCUGGCGGAAAUGAAGCGAAAACACAAAUCAUCAAAAAUGCAAAAGAGCUGGCUCCAAAACGCUUGGAUGAGCGGGCGGAUGUGCACGUAGAUGAGCAGGACGAGCGCGCUGAAUUGAGCAGGAAGAAAACUGAAACAGAUGUUGCUAAUAGCGGGCGCGGAGUUCAAAAAGAAGUAUUUGUUUUUGAGCUAGAAGCGAUCAUUGGUGAAAGCGUAGGGGAAAGUUUUCUAAGUCAGCUGAAGGGACAGCAAAAAAGUGAAACAGUUACAUCGAAGAAUCCACAAGGGGGGCAAAUAGGCGGGUGGCCAACGCAGGCGGUGAAUACAAAUCAGCAGGAGGCUGUGGUAGACAAAAAUGGAGCAUUAUUUUCAAGGCAUAUCGAUGACGUGGAAACGGUCGCAAAGUCACCAACUGCGGAGGCAACCGCAGUACUAAACGCCAGCGAACUCACGGCAAGCACACAAGCAACCCAGGAUUCGAUGCAUACUGAACGGAAACUAAAGAAUGGCAUUAAAUUGGCUGAAAUUGUAACUGACGAGUAUAAAGUAGCAGCUGACACAGUAUCCACCAAGCCAAUGAAUAAGGAAGCGAAGUCAGAGCAGGCAAAACGCGACGGGGAAAGCACCGGGAAGAAGGCAACAAUGGAGCCUACACUAAAACAACAACAAGACGGUAAACAACUAGGCCAACUUGUGCAACAAACAGGCGCUCUACAGCUACGACAACAGCAAAAUACAACACUAGUCAAACAAAAAGAACAACAACAAAGUAAAGAAGAAGAACUUGAGCAACAUCAACCAAUCCAAUUACGCCGCGAACAGCAAGCGAACAAAGACAUGGAAAACGAACAGGUACAGCGACACAAUGCGCAUACCGCAAGCGAGAUAUAUGCGGAUAGCAGUGACAAUAGGAAAAACAUGAACAAAAAGCAGACAAAUAACAAUAAAGCGAAGCAUAGUGACCAUGUGGGCUAUACAACGCCAGAAUCCACUACAGCUGGGUCGUUGCCGACUCUGCACUCCACACCACCCGCCCUCAAUAUAGUUGAUCUAUAUCCCAUGAAAAUGGAGGAUUUCAAUCCAAUUAUACGUGACUCCAAUGCGAAGUUGUUAAAAGUGCGUACAAUCUUUAAGCCCGCGGAAAGCGAUGAAGGGCCGCCGGUUGUACCAGCUGCAGGGUGGUAUGGUCACACAAAACAAAUGGGAGAAGUAGAACAGUUGCCAAUGGUUGACGGUGGAAUAGAGGAGCAGCAGCAGGAGAAUUUAUUGCCAAAUGAAGUGGAUGCAGCGAACAAUAUUAUACAGCGCUACGACAACAUCAAUAAUCUGGCCGCGCGCCACACCGUCAAUCGUAGGCCAAUCACGACAGCAAAAACAGCAGCAAAUACUGUCGGAAGAGUAGCGGCACCUACUAGCCAACAGCAAGAUCUGAGCCAACCAGAUGCCAUCAGUGAUUUCACCGGAAAAGUGCUGGCCGAACAGGAUGGUGUCAUUACGGAAAUCGAGCAAAAGUUUCGCUUGAACGAGUUUGCGGCGACAGCGACAGCAGACACAGUGACAACCACAACAACAACGCUACUAGUGACAGCAAGUACAGCUACUCCAUCUGACACUACAACAGGCAUGGAACGGCAGCUGGCGAACGGUAAAUCGACCUAUAGUGUCAAUCAUAAAAUUCAACCACCCAAAAACAUGAAAAAUAAAUAUCCAAGCAAUGGCAAUAAAAAUGAUGGCAAUGCACCGCAACGCUUGCCGCAACACGACUUCAUUGAGCGACGCGUGAAGAAAAGUUUUGAUUUUCCUAUGCACCGCGCAGCCAGCGCCAGUGAUACAUUGACAAUGCCACAUGUCGAUUUUGCCAACACAAAGUUCAACACAGGCAGUGGCGCCACACAAGCUCUAAGCGAAACUUCAGUUAGUGGCGCUGAGGGUGGUGGUGGCGCAAUGAGGGCUGCACUUGGCACGCAUCCGGAAUUUUCAACGACAAAAUUCUACAACAGCAAAGAACUCUACAAUGAAAUGAUGCAACACAAUCGAAAGCGACUGAAGGGGAAAUCGAAGAUGGUGCAGUCAAUGCCAAGUGCAGCAACCGCAACCACAACAGCAACACCAACUGCUGCUACCUCUAUGCUAGGCGCUGCAGCAGCAAAAAGUAGCAACACCAGUGCAGAGACUGCGGCAAGCAGAUUUGCACUGCGUCAAAGCGCAAAGUUGAAAACUUCAAAAUAUGCGCCAGUCGCCGAACCGAGCAAACCAAUUAUGGGUGAAGUGAACAUGAACUCGCAGCGCAGAGUCAAUGGUGAAAUCGUAGGCGAGAGUGCGGACAAGAUUGACGCUACAGUCGUUGCAAGCGGUGAAGCACAAAGUAGCGUAAAAGUCAAAAGUGCGGGAAAGCAAACAGAAAGCACGCAAGGGGAGGCGGCGGAGCCGCUACUGAAUCAGGAAUGGAUACGCAAGCAACAGCAAAGUGAUCCACAUAACAUUCAGCUACAAAAGCAAAGUGCAACGCAUGUCUACCCAGCGCUGACUCCAGCUGCCAACGAUAGUACAGCCGACUUUUCAAAACUCGGUGAUGACAAACCAACUCAGAAAUACCAAAAAGAAUUACAACGCGCUAAAUUGCUACUCAAGUCAAUUAUCCUGCAGACAAACGACAAAGGCGCUGGAACGAGCAAUGCAAACACAACUGCAGCACACACAGCAACUACAACUAGUACAGCGAACAACCAGCAAUCCAGCUUGCAUGCGCCACCCACUGUCAGUGACGCAUCAGCUGAACAGCUUAGUGCAUUUAGCGGAAUUGCUGCUGGCAAAGUUAAUUUGGUUGCAACUGCCAAAACUUUUGACAUUAUGUCGCUACGACAUAAAAGCAAUGUUGUCACUCCCACAUCAACUGCGAGCGCAGCUGUUGGCAAUAUUGACAGCAACGAUGAUGGCGCAAUGACGAAAGGGCGUGCGAGUGCAGCUCAAGCAAAACAGGUUAAUUUCGUUGGCGCUGACAUAGUGCAUGUAAAGCGUGCUAAGCCAGCACCAACUAGAACAACCAAAGCACCAGCUACAAUAACCAUAAACAGCAGAAGCACAGAGACAGCAGCAGUUGCAGCUACAACGACAAAACUGACUUCGACCGUUGCACCCCUGGAUGACCGCACAACUCCUUCGCCGUUCAUCUACCCAUAUCCACAGCAACACCGUCAACAGGCGACGCAUUUAAGCCAACCGCAUGACACCACUGCCGUACUCAGCAGCACCACCAGCACAACGUAUCCAACCUUGUCUACUACCACCACCACAAACCUCUCUAAAUCUCCCUCGAAGCCAAUUGUACGACCACGCAUACUCAGCCCCUUGCAGGAGAAAAUCAACUCUCUAGAAUGUGAACUGCAAAACGUGCCGAGCGAUUCGCAUUUGUGGCGUGGCAAUGAGACGCAUGAACUUCUGCUGCCCAUUAUGACCUCCGAGAAUUGUCCAUAUGGCGGUACAGACUGUUCACCAUUAUUGGUCUCCUGGGAAGGUGAAGCUGAAAUACAGUCGGGCGAUAUUUUAAUAGUGGAAAUAAAUGAUGCUUUAUUGAAUUUGAAUGAGCAUAACAACACACACACAAGUCUUGCCCACAACACCCAGGUCUAUCAGGUGACACGUUCGGGCCAUGAGCAUUGCGACGUUACAGAGGGUAUACUAUUGGAUAUAACGCCGCUAUUUGUCGAUGGCAGAAAGCUGGUGACACUCUAUGAUAAGGACCUCACCGAGGGAGUCAACUUGCUAAUUGUGGUUUCCGAGUUGUGGGGCUCUCAGUGCGUUCGUCUGAAGGUUACCACAAAAACCGACAAUUGUGGCGAAAGUGCUGAAUGCUCUGGCAAAGGUGUAUGUUACUCCAAUCCCGCCAUGGAGGAGUAUGAGUGUCAGUGUUGCAGCGGUUUUGCUGGUCCCCACUGUGAGGAAAUUGAUGCUUGCACACCGAGCCCGUGCACAAAUAAUGGUAUCUGCGUGGACCUCUCACAGGGGCAUGAGGGAAAUUCAUAUCAAUGUUUAUGUCCGUAUGGUUACACCGGCAAAAACUGCCAAUACGAAUCGGAUCCAUGCAAUUCAGCUGAAUGUAUGAACGGUGGCAGCUGUGUUGGCAAUUCAACGCAUUUCAGAUGUGACUGCACUCCAGGCUACGCCGGCCCACUGUGCCAACAUAGCCUCAACGAAUGCGAGUCAUCGCCAUGUGUACAUGGCAUUUGUGUGGAUCAAGAGGAUGGUUUCCGUUGUUUCUGUCAGCCGGGAUUCGCUGGUGAGCUUUGCAAUUUCGAAUAUAAUGAAUGUGAAUCGAAUCCAUGUCAGAAUGAUGGUGAAUGCAUCGAUCACAUUGGUAAUUUCGAAUGCCGCUGCACGAAAGGAUACACUGGAGCGCGUUGUCAAAUUAAGGUGGAUUUUUGCGCCAACAAGCCCUGCCCCGAUGGCCAUCGCUGCAUUGAUCAUGGAAAUGAUUUUAGCUGUGAAUGCCCGGGAGGACGCAAUGGUUUGGAUUGUAAUCAAAUGCCUCGAACGCAAUGCAACGAAAAUCUCUGCAAACAUGGCGGCACUUGCUGGACCAGCGGCGCCUCCUUCUACUGUGCCUGUCGACCUGGCUAUACGGGGAAUAUGUGUGAAGAUGAAUUUGUGGUGGAGACCGUCGUUAGUUCCAGUGAGUUUAUGGUUGAUGAUACGAGCGCCAGAAAUUUUAAUGAUAAAACUUUCGGUUCAUCGGUUGUGCUGAAGAGUCCCAUUGAAUUGCAUAAUGCCUACUUUGGAGCGGGUGUGCUGGCGGCAGCCGUUUUUAUUGUUGCUGUAGUGGUCGCCAUCUGUCAUUGCAAGGUGAAUCAGACAUACCGUAAAUUUUCAACGCGCUCCUCCACAUUCUUUCCCAUUCUGGGCUUUGGGCGACGCAGCAAAUCCCAAAACAAGCUGAACAAGCACUGGCUGAGCGGCAAGGGACUGGGAGGUGGUGGCGGCGGUGUUGGCACCGGUGGAGGUUCAUUACGCUCAUCGGGCUCAACGACAUCGCUGACGCGCGGACACCUGCCCUCCGCGCACACCGGUGGUGGUCAUCAGUCACAUCAGCGACAACAGCAGUUGCAGCAGCAACAGCUGGGCGGCCAAAUGCACGAACGACCGUUUCAGCGGCAUCUGGCGAUGAAUUUAGAGAAUGACAUGUAUUACACAGUUGAUUUUAGUGAGAAUUCACAGCACUCACCUUUGAUACAGUGAGGCAGAGAAAAUCGAGCCACAGCGGGGGUAGUGGCCGUCAACACUGUUGCCGCUGCUGCUGCUGCUGUGGGCAGAGUUGUAGUGCGUGCGCUGGUGGGUGUUGUUGGCAAGGAGCGAAUUAGAGCUAUAGUGGGUAUGCGUGCUGGUGAGAGAGGAGCGACGGUGACGACUGCGACGGCGACAGCGUCGGCGACGACGACGGCAAGACCGAAUUUUGGUGCUGAGGGCAUAGGUGCCAACAGCAGCAACAACAACAUGCCCACUAGCUGGUUAGUUAAAUUUACAAAGCAUUCUUAUUAAUUGCCAAUCGCUGGUAAUGAUCACAAUAAUGAUGAUGAUUAUAAAGAUGUCGCUGAUAAUAAUUACAAAAUAAUUAUAAGAGUAAUUGAAAAUAGUACAUAAUUGCCCGACGAAACAAGCGUUACUGAAGCAGACAACAGCAGCAGCAAUGAAGCGACGGCAUCAGCAAAGAAGCGACAAUUUUGCUUACAAGCGCAUGCAGCUGUUGGCGUUGUCUCUCAAGCUGUGAAGUUUUUUCGUGCGGAUCCUGCAGCUGGUAUUGAAAUAUUAAUAGAAAAUUUUCGUAUUCCAAUGCGUAGCUGCGGACACAGAGACACACAGGCAACACAGGCAAACGGAUAAAUAUGUAUUUAUAAGUAGAUGUGUAAAUGAAGUGCUAAGCAGUAAAAGUAACAAUGUUGGACGAAAUCAAACUGAAAGUUUAAUUAGCUUACUUAUGGAGAUUUUUAUGUAGCAGCAACUGAAGGUGACGUUGAAGCGAUAAUAAAAUAACAAACUAAAAUUAAACAAAUUUAAAAGAGUGGAAAGGAAUAUUUAAAUAAAUUUAAACAAAAUGGCAAAUUCGCAUAUUAUAUAAAUAUUUACUUAAUUAGUGUUUUAUAGCGCUUUAAGUGGACAUGCAAACAAACUGAAGGACACUUGUGCAGACAUGACAAUUCAGGCUUAAGAAUUAAGGUAGUAGAAGGAUUGAAGAAGGCUCGGUUAAAGUUUAGUUCAAGAAAAAAAAUGCAAGAAAUUAAGAAUUGAAAUAAAUCUAAAAAUAGAAAUAGAAAUAAAUAGUAAACGAAAAAAUGCAGUUUCAAAAAGAUAAAAGCAGCAACAACAAAAUCUCAUAAAAAAGA